Messenger RNA from Helianthus annuus (common sunflower), 1090 nucleotides. RefSeq lists its product as uncharacterized. The record is from RefSeq and is a predicted model, not a curated record. The transcript is spliced from 8 exons. The coding region runs from base 33 to 1025 and encodes 330 amino acids. Lineage: Eukaryota; Viridiplantae; Streptophyta; Magnoliopsida; Asterales; Asteraceae.
AAGAACAAGAAGAGCAAGGCAGGCGGUUUUUUAUGGGUUUCAUCUUGUUUCUUUCUUACGAGGGUUUCAUCACCAUGGACAAGAAGAGGCCGAGUGACACGGCAUUUUCUUCUUCGGCAUCGGCAUCUAAGAGGAGGAAUAAAUCUGAGGAUGAGUUAAAGAAGGGCAGCGAUGAGGCUUUUCAUCUUUCAGAGGACAGGGUUGUAGAAAUUUUAAUUCUCAUUCGCUCAGGAGGAGGGACUCCUAACAAGUGGGAUGAGUAUGCCACAUCAUUCUAUAACAGAACCCUUGCCUGCAAGACACGCUUCACACUCUUGGGGAAACACCAGCAGGUUGAGGAGGAGACAGAAGAUGAUAUCUCAACAGAUGAGGAAGAGGAAAAGGUGGAUACUCAAUAUUUGUCGCCAUCGGAAAUGGAUGGGGAUCAGGAUGAGGAUAUGGAGUCUACUCACUCCGAAGAGGGUUACUGCAGGCCGGAGCUUUCUGGGCCAUUCGAUUUCGGUUCUUAUUCUUCUGGGAAUGAACCUAAAUCUAUUCCUUAUCAUUUGUAUCUGCUGGUUAAGGAAGCAGUUGAUAUCAUGGAGCCUUUUGAGGGGUGCAGCAUCGAUGUGACAAAAUUGACAUUGGUCGAGGAGAAAAUUUGGUUUUUUUGUAGAUACUUUCACUGUCAUCUGCCAACUGGCUGGGAAUACGACCGGGACACUGCCCGCGAUGUUGUUGCCAGCUAUGACCACACGCAUACACAUAGAUACGAUAUGGCCGGUUACACCCCUAUCACUUCCUUUGAAGGCCCGCUUGUGGAUGAUGAGUUUGAUGCGGAGACUGAGCUCUCGCGAAAUGAGCUGAUUUGUGUUAUGAGUGUUAUCCACUCACGGAAAACACCUGCAUAUUGGGAAAUGUCCCCGGGGUAUGUAUUAUUCUAUUGUAAACUAUGUUCCUGCUUUGGCAUUGAUUACGAUUGUUUAGAGGCCGCUUCAGAGGAGGAUGUGCGUUUGAUGUAUGUGGGAUUAGAGUUAGACCCCUAGUGUUAAUUUCCAAGGGACUGUGAAUGUGUUCAUGGUACUAAUGAAAAAACUAGAUCUUAUCUUAA